AAAAUAGCUUCUUUCAAAUAAAAAGAACCAGUCUUUCUGCUGAUUCGAUUCUCUUGUUCAGGAGCGCUUGUUUUCUCCUACGGUUUAUGUCCGAUUUAGCGACCAUUUGUAUUCCUGUUGAGCUGUAAAAGCUCAUUUUUCCCACCGCUGUAAGUGUCCCUGAACGACUCUGGACUCUGAUUGGCAGCUGCAGGUGUCAGGUUGCAGUAGUGGGCGGGAUUUGCUGUCACUGGACAUGUCCGCUCUCAGCUGGAAUCAACAGGUCUGAAGGUACCAAAGCUUCUAAGCUGUGCUUUAGGAGGUUUGUUCCGCUCGGAACCAGAACCGGUUCUGAGCUCUGCUUAUCGGGGGACACGCGUCUGCUGCUGGUGAGCAUCAUGUCUAGAGAACAGGUGAGCAUCACAGACCUGCUGCUCUCUUUGGAGAGUUCAGAGCUGCAGGAGGUGGAGCGGGUCAAAACCGCAGUCAACCAGCAACUGAGUACAGACAGAGGAGGUGCUGUCCUCUCCUCACUGGUGGAGCAUUACCUGGACUCCUCCUCCUCUCAGGUGGUGCUCCUCCUCUCCUCCAUCAGAGAGCCUCAUCACAAGGUGCUGCUGGAGAAGCUAAACGAGGCCCUGAACCGACCCGGAAAUAGACUGGCAGGUGUCACCUUGCUGGGUCACCUGAUCAGGAAGCAGCCACCUUGGGUCCAUCACAUCAGCCAGUCACCAAUCCUGUUGUCACUGCUGCGCUGCCUCAAGACGGAUGGUGACGUGGUGGUUCUCAUCACUGGAGUCCUGGUCCUCAUUACUCUCUUACCCAUGAUCCCUCAGGCUGGGAAACAACACAUCUACGAUUUCUUUGACGUGUUUGGACGCCUUGUUUCCUGGAGCUACAAGAACCCUGGCCAUGUGGCUCCAGUGUACCUGGUCCACCUCCAUGCAGGUGUUUACUCGCUGUUCCACCGUCUGUAUGGGAUGUUCCCCUGUAACUUCAUCUCCUACCUGAGGUUGCACUACAGCAUGGAGGAGAACCUGGACACCUUCCAGGAGGUGGUCAAGCCGAUGUUGGAACAUGUACGGAUUCACCCAGAACUUGUUACAGGGACUCAGGACUAUGAACUGGACCCGUCCAGGUGGAGGUGCUAUGAAGUCCAUGACAUCAUCAUUGAAUGCGCCAGACUGUCUCUGGACCCUCUGGAGUCGUCUUGUGAGGAAGAAGUUUACUACUCUCCCCCAGCCUCUCCCAAACUUCCCCCACAGUCCUUCCCGCAUCUUCACUUGGAUCUCAGCUCCAACCCUCAUGACUUGGAGCCAAUCAGCAGCUCAGGAAUUUCAGUCAGUUGUCCCCCUCAGCUGACGCUCAACACCUCCUACAUGCAGGCUGAUGACCUCACAUGGAGCCCCUCCUCUCAGUGUGGUUUGUCCACGCCCCCUCCUGAGGCUGCUACUAGCCCCGCCCCCUCUCUGAGCAGGUCUACCUCCAUCUCAGGUGUGAAAUGUCCCUCACCUGCCUCUGUACCUGUAACCAUGCCCAGUGGAGAUAGCUACCAACCUGUCAGCGUGCUCCAGGUGACAUCAGGUUUCAUUCCGAAGGAGCAACACGAAGACAGCCUAUGUCUGUCCUCACAGGUGAUGCAGCAGCCAAUCAGAGCAAAGGAGGAGAUGGGUCUGAGGGACAUGAUCGGCGAGAACCUGAACAGUGCAGACGUCAGGCCACGGCCCGCCUCCUCUCAGCUCCUCCUCCUCACCUCCACCCCAGCCUCUAGCCUUCCGUCACCCUCCUGUUCUAGGUCUCUCUGCCUCACCCCUCCUCACUCCUCCUCCCAUGUGUCUGAACAACAAGGCCCCGCCCCUCCGUAUGAGUCACUGUUUGAGCUCGCUCUGCCUCGGGCAGCCACGCUGUUCAUCGGAAAGAAAAUGCAGGAGGCGCUGGAGAGAGCUGUAGGAGAGCAGAGGGAGGAAGAGCAGACCUCAGUCUCUCCUCUGAAGGUUUUGGACCGUAUGAUCGUACAUGGAAACGACGCUCAUGAACGCCUCAGCAGGAGGUUCUCAGCUGGAACCAAGUCCAUGGAUCGGAGUCAUUUGGGAGGUAAACAGCAGAGCAUGAAAAGCAGAGGUCCCGCCCCAGGGGAGGAGCCUCAAACCCUGAAGAGUCAGCUGUUGCUGGUUCACAGCCAGCUGCAGUACGAACGUUUCAAACGACAGCAACACGCCAUCAGAAACCGACGCCUGCUGCGCCGAGUCAUCAACGUCACAGCACUGGAGGAGCAGACAGUCGCUAUGAAGGGACAGCUCAGUGUACAAGACGAGGAGAUCCGGUGUCUGAAGUCCAGUCUAGAUGAAGAGCAAAGAAGGUUCACCAAACUGAAGCAGGACGCAAAGACCCAAUCAAAGCACCUCCAUGAUCAGAUCCAGCAGCUUCUGCAGCAACAACAGGACAAGCAGCAAGAGAACCAGUUGCUGCAGAGCGAACUUGUGGAGAAUCGGGGCAGGCUUAAGGACCUGGAGGCGGAGCUGCAGAGAGCCAAUAACAAGGCCAAUCAUGCUGAACACCUGCUGACGCAGCUGUCACUAAAGCUGUGCAGCAGUGAGCAGCUGCAGCAACAGAUCUUCCUGCUCAACCAGCAGCUCAUCCUGCUGAGAGAAACCAACAGAGCUUUGAGCGAACAGCUGGAGGAAGGAGAUCCAUAUCGUUGGACCGAGGAGGCCAUGCUGCAGCGCAGCGUGGGGAAGGAGUUCCAGAGACUGAAGGACUGUAACGUUCAGCAGAAACAGAAACUGGAAGCAGCCAAUCACAGGAUAGCAGAGCUGGAGAACCAAUUGGCCAAGAAGGAGAAGCUCAUCUUGGAUCAGAAGAAACUUCUAGAGGACACCAAGAACCAGAACAGGGCAGAGCUGUCAGCUUCAGAGAGUCGAUGUGUCGCUCUGAGAAGACUCACCCAGACUCUCCAGACUGAGAUGCUUCACCUGUACAGCCAGAUCCACCUGGACACUCAACCAGGAAGCGACACGUGGACACACAGCUCGGCUCUGGAUGUCAGCAGCAGGCCAAUCAGAGACAGCACCUCCUCACCCAUCACUCAGGAUAGCAACAAGUCCCGCCCCUCCUCUUCUUCUGCUGUGGGAAUCAUAAACGGUGCCGUGGAGGUCCUCUCCUCCUCCUCCCCCCUCCCCGUCUCCCCCUUUGACUCCCCACUGGCCGUUGGAUCCUUCCUAGAGCAGCAGGCGCGGCGAAUGUUUGGGCCGAGCAGUCAGAGCCUAGAGGGAGAGGAGGAGAAACAGGAGGAAAAAGAGGAAGAGGAUGCCCACCCAGAGAGCCCACCACUGGGCCAGGAGGUGGAGGAGGCCACCUUUCUCACUGGGAGUCCUCACAUUGAGUCUCCGAGUCCUGCUGCCGCCGCUGCAGACUUGGCACUUACCGUCCGCCAGCGGAGGGACGAGCUCAGCAUCAUGGACUACAACGAGUCGCUCCCUGAGUUCUGACAUAGGAGGAAGGGGAGAAGAGGAGGAGGAGCAGAAAGUAUUAAAAAAAGUUUAAUCAAAAGUUUACAGCAGAAACAUGAUAAGAACUGCAGCUAAUUUUGUGUUCAGAAUAAUGUGACCGACCGUCUGGAUGUGGUCUACCUGGAGUCUGGAGCUGCUGCGUGAAGCUGAUCAACAGUAAGAAGACUCUGGAACAUCUCUGUCAGAUGAAGGGACCUCCUGGAACAACAACAGGGAGCAGAUGGCUCAUACUCCAAAUCUUAAAUUACGCUUUAAAAAGAAAUAAAGACUAAUGAGAUCAAAGUAAAUUAUUUCCACAAAAAAAAUCACCAGAGAUAGUUAGAUAAAAACAUCAGCAGACCGCUGCUCUGCUCACAUGUUCAGCUGAUGUUGAUGAGGAGCAGGAGGUUUCUGAUCGUCCAGGGAAAGGAGGAGGGGGUAGGGAAUCAUCAUUAACACCACACAGAAAGCAUUUGAUUAACAGUCUGUAUAUUCUUUCAUAUUUAAGAUUUUAUUCUUAAGUGAAGCAAAGAAAACAAAUGACUGAUCAGCUGUUUUUCUUGUGUGGCUGUUUACUGACUGUUUCCACCUCAGAAACAUGAAGCAGCCGCUCAUCUGCAGACAGGGAAUUCGAGGAAUAAAAGAUCUGUGAAAGCUCUG
Molecule: messenger RNA, 4127 nt
Organism: Girardinichthys multiradiatus
Lineage: Eukaryota; Metazoa; Chordata; Actinopteri; Cyprinodontiformes; Goodeidae
Gene: tsc1a
Product: TSC complex subunit 1a
Exons: 21
Coding region: 378-3467 (1029 amino acids)
Biological process (GO): regulation of cell cycle; negative regulation of cell population proliferation; negative regulation of TOR signaling
Cellular component (GO): TSC1-TSC2 complex
Source: RefSeq, a predicted model, not a curated record